Vespa mandarinia (Asian giant hornet) is the source of this 1661-nucleotide messenger RNA. RefSeq names its product SKI family transcriptional corepressor fussel (gene fuss). Gene Ontology annotation, molecular function: SMAD binding; DNA-binding transcription factor activity, RNA polymerase II-specific; RNA polymerase II cis-regulatory region sequence-specific DNA binding. The record is from RefSeq and is a predicted model, not a curated record. Lineage: Eukaryota; Metazoa; Arthropoda; Insecta; Hymenoptera; Vespidae. Gene Ontology annotation, biological process: negative regulation of transcription by RNA polymerase II; negative regulation of BMP signaling pathway. Gene Ontology annotation, cellular component: transcription regulator complex; cytoplasm; nucleus.
GAGAAAAUUGGAUCUUGUUAUGCAAAUACUCCUAACUAUAAGUGAAACUUCUCUUGACCAGGAUGGACGGUCCAGCGGUGUUGUCGAUGCCACCGUUGACCGGAAGUCAAAAAUCCAGCGGACAAUCGUCGCAAUCGCAAUCACAUUCAAAGCCAAAUCAAGAGUUGCAGGUUGGUACCGUAUCGCUUUAUGGGAUUCACAUCGUUUCAUUGGUCAUCGAAGGACAGGAAAGGCUUUGCCUAGCACAAAUUAGUAAUACCUUGUUGAAGCAAUUCAGCUACAACGAAAUCCAUAAUCGUCGUGUAGCGUUGGGUAUUACGUGCGUACAAUGUACACCGGUUCAGUUAGAGAUACUGCGUCGUGCUGGUGCAAUGCCGGUGUCCUCGAGAAGAUGCGGAAUGAUAACUCGGAGGGAAGCCGAAAGGCUUUGUAAAUCUUUUCUCGGUGAUAACGCACCACCCAGGUUACCGGAAGAUUUCGCAUUCUCUGUUCACCACGAGUGUGCCUGGGGUUGCCGUGGUGCAUUCCUGCCGGCACGUUAUAACAGUUCAAGGGCAAAGUGCAUCAAAUGCGCUUACUGCGGUCUCUUCUUUUCACCGAACAAAUUCAUCUUCCAUUCGCAUAGAAUCGGUCCGUCGGACAAAUACGUACAACCGGACGCGGCCAAUUUCAAUUCUUGGCGCAGGCAUAUGAAAUUAUCUGGUAAUCCGCCAGACGAAGUGGUACACGCUUGGGAAGACGUUAAGGCAAUGUUCAAUGGCGGCACAAGAAAGAGAUUAUUGAGUAAUCCAAAUGCAAGGGAAUCACCUAGCCCGGCUAAACAAUCAAGAUCAUCGCCGACCAUGCCGGUUUCCACUCUCGUAUCAUCGCCGACGCAUCCAAGAGUACCACCAUUUCCGGAAUUACCAUUACCAUUGUCCAGGAGUCUCGUUAUGGAUUACGUUUGGCAUCAACAUCAACAGGCAGCUGCCGUGGCUGUAGCCAAAAGUCCGGGAUUUGCAUUUCCACCUUACGCAUUACCUUGGCUUGCCAAAAGAAGCCCGGUCCUAUUUCCAGGACCAAUGGCACCACCGAUAAGUGGUUCCAGCCCGACCGAACCUCAGCUUUUACCAACGAUGAAUCCUCCGUUACAUCAGUCCGCAUUUCGACCAGUGAUUCGUGGUCCACCAAUCGGUGAACAAGCACUCGCUUCGCUUCAAGAAACGUCUCAGGAUGGCAAUUCCAAUGGCAAAGAGGAAAACUCAGACGACGAGGUCGACAUAGAAACGACCGAGGACGAUCCAGGGACGCCACUUAACGCUACCCUUCACAAUCUUCAUUCAGCUACGAAUUCUGGUAUCGCUAGUCAUUCCACUGGUAGAAACGUAUCUCCUCAAUGUUGGAGUCCACCUCGGGAAACGGAACGAGAAGCAGAAAAAAUAGCGGAAGAAAGUGCAUCCCUGCGUGACAUCAAAGCCGAGCCAAUAGUAUCAAGAAAUCCUGAAACAUGGAACGGCGGAUCAUUUUAUCGGCACUUAAAUAUACUCAAGGGAAACGAAUCGACGGAGAGAGCUACAUCCGAUUGUUCGGCCUGUCGUCCACGUGGAAUAUUUUACGGACAGAUGCAUAGUCCAUCAGCACCGACAAAUUAAAUCGAGGCUCGAUUUAAAGAAGAAGAAGAA